AAGAAUUGAUUUAUUACAAUGUGCUGGGGAGGAAAUGGAGAAUAAGUAACUUCUUUAGAGGCACAGAUAGCUCUGUAUUUAUUUUCCUGGCUGGUACUUAGAUCAUUUAAAAAGUAGAGUGAACUGCAGACUAAGGGUCAUGCUAUCAUUCAAAAAGUAUAGUGAAUUUCAGACUAAGGCGCAAGGUGACUUUAUUUCCAACAAGUUCCCAAUUUAGAAAAUGAGCUUGACAUCUAGUUUGUAAAAAUGUUGAAGAAGAAGAGAAUGAGUUUUCAGUCCCCAAACUUUUCUCUUUCCAAAAGCAUGUUCGCAUGGCAUUAUCCAGAUUGGCUGUCUACCCUGAUUAAAUUAAAGUGGCAAUUAAUUUCUGUCACACAGGCAGAGUCAGAGAUUAAGAGAUUGCAUUAAAGGAUGGGACCUAAUAAUGUGUUCUUGUGUAACCUCAUCUGUUGGGACAGUAUGUCUUGAUAUGUAAAAGUUAUCUUUAAGGAAAUGCAAAACAGCCACGAACAAUGCAAUUUUCUGGUUUCAUUAGGUAAGCGUUAUCUGUGAUACAUUAUAUGUUUGGGGGGAAAAGCCACUCUGCUAAGAAAUGCAUGAAUAGUUCAUUUAUCUGCUGAUCCAUUUGGGGGCAUUAUGGAACUCCAAGCCCAGAACAAUGGGCUCUAUUUAAUAUUAAACAGGUUCUGCGUGACCCGCUGUUUCUCUCCAGAGCUGCUGGAAGGUCCCUCCUGGACGUGCAGAGUUGCAGCAGCUCUUGUGAAGUUACGCAGCUCGCCGCCUGGCCGGGGGUCAUCGCCGGAGCCCCGGGAGAGCUGCCCUGCUGAGGACGCCCCUCCAGCGCCGAGCGCCGGCCACGCGGGAGCAGCGCCGCCGGGCUGGCGCCCACCCGGGAGCCCGUGGCAGUAAAUGCCUGGCAGCGGCUGCUCGCUUCCCUCUCCGCCUCCCCCACCGACCCUCCACCGCCGACCUUUACGCCGAACUCGGGCGCGCGGCGAGCCUCGCGGCCUCGCCCUCCGCGCGGGGCCCCACCCCUUCCCGGGUCCGGCCCGCGGUCGGGCGGCAGGCGAGGUGAAUGGGAAGAUGGAGAUGGAUGUUGAGGGAGUUUCUCCGCGCUCGGAGCCCAUCCCCCGCUCCCAGGGGGCUGGCGGAGCCUGCCCGGCGCCGCCACCGCCGCCCCAGCCCCAGCCCCGGCCCCGACCCCGGCCCCAGCCCCAGCCGCAGCCGCCGCCGCAGCAGCAGCUGGCUCAGGAUGACCCGCCCGGCGAGAGUGCGGGCGCUGAGGACAGCGACGAUCCCGAGGCGCGACCCCACAGCGAGAAGGGGGAGAGCAAGAGAACCUCGGCCAGCAAGUCCUUAGGUGCCGCUUCCUAUAGCAGAUGGUCCAGUUCACAGCCACAUCAGUCUAGCUCCACAGUGAGAGCCUGUCAAACUAGUAAGUCUCGAGUGACCAUGAGCCCUGGCUUCAGCUCCCAGUGGAACAGCAGCCAACCAGCCUGGAAUACAUACUCCUUCCCAAGGGCCAGCUUGCACUACCAGUCCCACACCAGCUACACCUACUGUACUGGACACCCUGCUCAGUCCUAUGCACCAGCUCCCCACCCCAUGGCUCCUCCCAGCCCCAGCACAAACACCAGCAGCCACACCAGCAGCGGGGAGCAGUUGAGUAAAACCAACCUGUACAUUCGAGGCCUCCCGCCAGGCACCACUGACCAGGACCUAAUCAAGCUGUGCCAACCGUAUGGAAAAAUUGUAUCCACAAAGGCAAUUCUUGACAAAAACACAAAUCAAUGCAAAGGUUAUGGUUUUGUAGAUUUUGACAGCCCCGCAGCCGCACAGAAAGCCGUGGCGUCUCUCAAGGCGAAUGGCGUGCAGGCACAGAUGGCCAAGCAACAAGAGCAAGACCCAACAAACCUUUACAUCUCAAAUCUCCCCAUUUCCAUGGAUGAGCAGGAACUUGAGAAUAUGCUGAAACCCUUUGGGCAUGUCAUUUCCACAAGAAUACUAAGGGAUGCUAAUGGAGUCAGCCGAGGUGUUGGCUUUGCCAGAAUGGAGUCUACUGAAAAAUGUGAAGUGGUAAUUCAACAUUUUAAUGGAAAAUAUCUGAAAACACCCCCAGGCAUUCCAGCCCCUAGUGAACCUUUACUGUGCAAAUUCGCUGAUGGAGGACAAAAGAAGAGACAGAAUCAAAGCAAAUACACCCAGAAUGGAAGGCCUUGGCCCAGGGAAGGAGAGGUACUCAGAGGCAGGACUGUCCCUAGGCAAAAUCAUGAAGCUAGCAUGGCUCUGACCUAUGACCCCACUGCUGCCAUACAGAAUGGAUUUUAUUCUUCACCGUACAGUAUUGCAACCAACCGCAUGAUUCCACAGACAUCUAUCACGCCAUUCAUUGCUGCUUCCCCUGUCUCCACAUACCAGGUCCAGAGUACUUCAUGGAUGCCUCAUCCGCCAUACGUUAUGCAACCAACAGGUGCUGUGAUCACGCCAACCCUGGACCACCCUAUGUCCAUGCAGCCAGCGAACAUGAUGGGCCCCCUGACACAGCAGAUGAAUCAUCUUUCGUUGGGCACAACAGGAACGAUUCAGUCCCAAGACAGGAUUAUGAUACUCCACCAGCUGUUGUGUCAGUAUAUGACUGCUGCGGCUCCUAUGCAAGGGACCUACAUUCCCCAGUACACGCCUGUGCCUCCGACAGCUGUUUCUAUUGAAGGCGUCGUUGCCGAUACCUCUCCCCAGACAGUGGCCCCUUCAUCCCAGGACACGAGUGGUCAACAGCAGCAGAUAACAGUGGACACGUCCAACGAACACGUACCUGCAUAUUCCUACCAACAGUCUAAACCGUGAACAAGACUGAAGAAUGUCUGAAACUUUGCCUUGAAUGAAGAAACUUCAUUGAACAAGAAGCUGGCUUCCAGUUUGCACAGGCGUCGAUGGAAUGCUUUUUUUUUUAAUUUCCUACUUAUCCAAUGGAAAAAAAGGUGUUUUUAUGUGCUGUGCAAAUGGUUCCUUCAUGUGGUCUGACAGUUUAUUUUUGCCAUCAUUUUUUUUUUUAACUAAAGAAACAAAUCCUGGAAGAGGAAAACAAAAACAAGACCAUACACACAUACAUUACAAACAAAACAGAGAAGGUUGAAAUUUUAUCUGGAAGAAUAUUUGAACUCAAUUCAACUGAAGGUGUAGAUAGAUUUUUAAAAAAAAAAAACAAAAAUUCUGAUGUCAAGAGGUGGGCAAGCAGAAAUGGAAACAAAUUGUCUUCCUCAAUAAUUAAGCUAUUCUUUCUUUUUCCCUUGUUGAAAUCUAGUGGGUUGGAUUUUUAUUUUAUUUUUUUCUUAGAAAUAUUUAGGUAAGGUUUAUCUUGAAUCUUAAUUGCCUUAAUUUUAAGGACGUCAAAAGCUCUCGAGGCAAGCUGUCAACGUCUUGUUAAAAAAAAUAUCAAGAAAGAAUUGAAAUAUUGUGCCAGCUUUAGCUGGUACAGAAGUUUAAGACUAUGAGUUUUUAGGGUGAAAAAAAACUGUACAGUUUAAAAGAAAAUGCUUUUCUUCAUUUGAAGAAAAUUUGUUGAUAAAGGAAACUCUGGCAACGGCAAGAAUUGGGAAAAUGCUGGGACUUUUCAUGAACUUUGUCUUAAGUGUUCAAUCAUUCUAGAAGGCUAAAACAUUUUAUGGAGAAGUUACUAACAUUGGUUUAAAAACAACUGCAUUAGAAAUAAUGCGUGUUUGGGGGGCAGAAUGCAGAUUUUUUUAUUUACGAGGCGUGAUUGCUAGCAAAAACAUUAGUGCUUUUUAUCUGCAGUCUUUUUUAUGAGCUUUACAAAGUUUUUAGUCAGCUUUGCUUGUCACAUUGCAAAACCUAGCUUAAGAGCAUUAAAAAAAAAAACUUAAGUAGAUAGGAGCUUAUGGUCAAAAAGUGCAAAAACAGAAAAAAAAACAAACAAAAAAAGCAAUAGAUAGAGAAAUUGUUGACAAUUUCUGUAGUCUUUCCUAGUUGUGAUCAAAUUCAGCCUAUGGAUGGCCUAUUUUAUACCAAAGAUGAAGUGGCACCCUAUUGCAGUCCAGAAAAUAGAAGUUGUUUUUUUCUUUCCUUCUCUUUUCUUUUUAAACUUUUAUUUGAACUACAUGGCCGGACCAGUUCUGACUGUGUUGUUCGUUUAAACUACCUUCCACUGGUGUUUUACAUACUGCAAAAAAAAAAAAAAAAAAGAAGUUGUCUUUUUUUUUUUUUUCAGGUGUAUUUGUUGAUAGUAGAAGCUUGCAUCUGCUGUGUUUGGCAGUUUGAACAUGAAGAGUUCUGGAUACCAACAGAUUGAACCAAAUGACUUUAGAUUUUGUGAGCUUUUGUGGUUCCUUAGUAGCUCUUUUGAAUAAUGAAACCUGUAUUGAUGGCCACCAAUAAGCCAAGACACUUGUUUAACAGAUGAAAUUUCUUUAUGGGAAUGUUGAAUGGAAGAUACUUCCUGAACUGGUCUGAAAGGUCAUUUGUCAGAACAGCUUAGUGAUAUUCCAUUAAGUGGUGAGUGGUCUCCUGAAAAGGCCUCAGAGUAUUUGUGACAAUAGUCUUCCUUCUAAAUUCCAACAUCUCUGGGGUUUGUCUGGUCCCCUCAGUCCUUGUCGUCAUCCACCAUGAAUAGGUAUCUUGAUUCUGCAUUUGGGGAGGAGACUUCUUCCUUUUGCCUUCUUUCGUUAUAUUUAUAUAUCCUGGUGUUGUGAGAAGAAAGACAAAAUAGACCUUUUUAUUUCAGUUUAACUCUCUGAGGCAAGUAGGACCAGUAAGAUUGAGGAUACCAGUAGUGAAAUUUAGGUAAGCUUUUAAAAUGCUAGUUGACAAUCAAGAAAUUGUAUGAUUCAUAUUAAUAAGAACCAAAAGAAUUAGGUUUGAUCAAUCAUUAAAGCCAAAGGAAAUAUAUUUGCAUUGAGAGUAACGCCAAACUUUUUUCUAAAAUGAAUUAAAUUGACUUCGCAAAUAGCUCUGCAUAUUUGAUUCAUGAAAUCCAUGUUCAUCCUGUACAGUUUUAUCUGAAAUUAAGGACAAUGGAACUUUGUUAAUUGAACUACAUACUAGAAUUGCUUUCUGAAUGGUUCAUUAGAAUCAAAUAGGUGAAACUCUUUCCACAAACUAAGGCACAGGUACCUGUCUUAGUCCAGAGGGAAGAGGGAACUGCAUUAAAUGCACUGUAAAAGAAAACAGGGUAGGCUUUUAAAACCUAAAAAAGAAAAGAAAAAAAGAGGUAAAUCAUAUUCCCAUUAGGUCAACAUGAGUAAUGAGUUUGACUCAUAUGAAACUGUCAAUAUUGUGCUAUUUAUGACAUAAACAAAGGCCGAGUGUUCAAAUAGACCUGGUUCUCUUAUUUGAAACUUCAUGUUUUGGAGACUCAGAUCUAGAGAGUGACUCCCUAUCUUUGCAGUCAAAAAAAAAAGCAAACCCAUAUCCAAGAAAAUGUAGCAUGUGCUACAGAAAAAUUCCAACUGGCCACACCCAUCCUUAUGGUUUGCUAUGCUUUAGAGAGAAUCCUAGAUUUUUACUUUCUUCUCUCCCAUCCUUCAGCUUCUCAUGUAUUUUGUGGGUAGCACUUAAGUUUUACCCUUGAGAAGUGGGCCCUGAGGUCCAAGGAGUAUAAGCAAAUGCAUAUGGGAACUGUGUUUUCUGUUUGGCUUUUUCAGUCUCUCAACUUUUUGUAUACAUAAGGAUUAUCCUGGGCAUAAUUCAUUUGAGUAUGAAGGCAAUAGACUUUCUUUUGCUUCUGUUAAAAAAGAAAAAAAAUAACGUGAUACAAAGAAAGUCUCAUUUACACAACUGACAAAGAGGCUAAGAGUAACUACCCUGUGGCUAGGGGAUAUGCCUAGGUAACUUCUUGUUUCUAUUCAAAACUACUGCUUUAUUUAUACAUUCAGAAACAUUCUUUUCAACUAUGAAAUUUCAAUGACCUCCAUAUUUUUUUAAAGCCACUUCAGGCAAAAGGAAAUUACCUGUCGUUUUACAUGUCCAUGUAUGUUUUGUGUUUGGAUUUUUUAUAUCAUGUCAUUCUAUAAAAUAUCUAAUUUCAAACCAAAAAGAAAAAAAAAAGAAAAGAAAGAAAAAGUGGCACAUUCAAAUUUGCGUCUGUUGUCUUACCUAAUAAUUGUUUUACAAGUCAAGUCUGGGAAAGAAAAACAAAAGAAAAAACUGUCAACAGGUAAGCAGCAUCCCAUUGUGUGAAAAAUAAAACAACCCGAAAUAUGUGGUUAACAUAUACAGACGUCAGAAUCCUAAUGUAAUCAAAGAUAGAUAUGUAUUAUGGUGAGUUUAAUCCUACUUAGGACUGUAACCAUUUUUUUAAAAAUAUUCUAGUUCAGAUUUUCAAGCAUUUUUUCAGAUGUUGCCAGUUUUUCUUUUUGACUUGAAUUGCCAAGACUUAGCCUAAACAUCAGGAAAAAAACUAAAGCCACUAUCCAAGUGGGAUAAACACUAUCUCAUCCAAAAUCUAAUUAUGUGGUCCCUGGAGGAAUGGGUUUUGUGUCAAUAACAAUAAGGUUUUGUCAGGGGAGGCAACGUAGGAACAGAGACUGGGGAGCUCCUCAGGGUCUUCAGAAGACAUCAUGGACUCUAGGGGAACUGAAGGGGUAAUAUUAGCCAGUACUGAUGACUGUCCUUAAAACACUGGCAUGUCUUGAAUAUUGCAAGUGACACCAUAUUGAAAAAAAAAAAUCCUCUGCCUGAUACCAGUGGUUAGGAUUAGUUUGGCCAGGAUUAGUUGGUAUCCUUAGAUUUCAUUCAGGUAUUGUCUCCAAGCUUCCCUUGAAUCAAUUCUUCCUGUGACCCUAAGAGAUCUGCCACAAUGGAAAGCAUAUAAAACUCACAUCCACUUCUUCUAAUGAAAAAUUACAUGGUGCAUGGUGUUAAAAGCACCCAUAAUAGAGACCAAAGACUGAGGACAGAAGGCUAGAUGGAGCAGGAAGUUCAUUGUGUUGACAGAAUAUAUCGACCCCUGGCAAAACUGCUUUAAAAUCAAUUUCAUGUAUGACAAAAAAAUAAGGACUUAUUUUUUUUUCCCAAAAAAACUUAUUUUGAAUAACUAGGAUGUGUCCUAUAUACCCAGAUAUCUUUUACAGUACUCUAAAAUCCCUAGUGAGAGUAAGAUUUGACUUAUAUGGGACUUUUGCCAUCUCCUUCAUGAUUGAAAAGUUUCAACAUACUGUUUAGACAGAUUAUAAUGUUAGUAGGAGAUUACAAAUACAGUUGACAAUUCAGUCUCAGUCUUAACUUGAGUUGAGCAAACCACUGUAGAUGAGCUGAUAAACAGAAAUUCUUAAGUGGGUUAAAUGUUUUCCUAUGAUAGAAAAUUAAAGGAAAGUAUAUUUAUGUAUAUGUAUAAAACAUUUGGCACAUUUGAGGACUCUCACUUCCUAAUAAAGUUUUAACAUGUCAUAGAGCCUUGAUUUAUAUUAUCUUGCCCACAGAAUGGAGCAAAGGGUGAGAUUUUGUUUCUCAUGUUAUUGUGGCUGGCAUGCUUCAAAAUUUUGAGCUCACUGGGACUGAUAACCUCUCGCUCCAGUCUGAGGGACCGAUGGAAUUUAAACAGGCUCAUUGAUUCUGUACAUUAUGACCUUCCUGCAGCAGAAUGAUAAUGGGAUUUCAUUAAUGAAUCAAUUUGUAUUACAAAUAGCAUCCACUGUGGCAUUGGAAGACAAUUGACUCUAACUCAGAUUUAACAUUUCUUACCAAAUAUUCUUAAAUAUGAAAGCAGUCCCUUAAGCCGAGUGCUCCUGGUCAUGGCUGUCCUUUGUGGACCACAUAGAGCUCAGGAAUGCACAAAAGCUAAAUACAAGAUCCCUGAGUGGCCCAAAGAUCUUUUAUGAUGUAAGGCAGGGAGGCUCACCCCUGACUGGUAAUUUCUUUGAUUUUUGGCUUUAUGUCCCUAUACCUCUGCUCACUGUCACACAAAAAAGAAUGGACGGCUUCUCAGUAUUCAUUUCCUUGUAUUUCAGGGAGGGAAAAUAGUGUUUUGAGAAAAGCUGCUGCCAUGCAGGAAGCUUUAAAGCUGUAGAAGAGGUGAGAUCAAGCUUGGAGUCUGCAGAAAGGACCACUAGGCCACUGAGUCCCACUUUUUAUCCAUGUCAUUCUCUCUAGUUAGUAACUGCCCGGACUGUCUUGCAGAAAUACAAUCACUCUCAAUUUUUGAAGGGCUAGUUUGUGGAUUUGUUUUGUUUUCUCUUUUCAGCUUUUAGGUCUUGGGCUCUAUUUGCUUUUAUUAACAUUUUACCCCAAUGGUUGAAAAUAAACAUUUGGAAAUAAAAUUCAAAUUUUAUUUUAUUUGUCUAUUUUAUUUCUUGUUAAAUAUUGAUGUAUUGAAGGAAAUUAUCCAUAACGCCCCUUUCCCCACCACAAAUAAUUAAGAGUUGGCUGUAUUCUUGCAGAAUAUAAAGGAAAAAAACUGUAGCAAAGAAUUAGGCUUCCUUCAAAAGAAAGUUGUUUUGUUUGUUAACUACUGAAAUUUGAACUAGUAGAAAAGGUCAACUCAAAAUUGAGUUAUGAGAUAAUAGCAACUCUUGGUUAACUAUACACUCGGCCCUUUCUUAAAUCUUUGACCAAAAAAAAAAAAAUGCAUUAAACAAUUGUUUAUUUUCGAAUUUGCAUUACUAUAUUAAGUAAUUUGACACUCCAGUCUAUUUUUUCAUAAUCAUUUCAAAUUUAAAUAGUGUCCAAGUGUAGCACUAUUGUUAUCCUUUAUAUUUUAAACCCUCUGGUCCCUGAUUAUUAAGAAAGAUGCUCUCUCCUCCUCCCUAAAACAUGUUAUUUCCUCACAUAUAAAAAAGGAAUGAUUUAAUACUUUUCAGGAAUGAUAAAAACUAUUUCAAAGAGACCUUAAAAAUGUUUUCUCCAUUCUGGAAAUUAAUGCUUCCAUUUAUUUAAAAAGAAGAAUGUAAUUGGAAUCUUAAUUUUUUAAAUUUAUGUAAAAGUGUACUUGCUAUAAAAUAUUCAGUUUCUUAAGAAAAAAAAGGGACAUAUAGUUUCUUCAAAAACCUUGUUUCAGGCUAUAUUUGACUUCAUGGAACUUCUGAAACAUUAUUCAAUUUCAAACUCCAUUUACGAGCAUUUUGUACUGCUGUCUCUGACUGUCAUGGAAAGUUCUGUCAUUCUAUGGUGUUUCCGGUUUUAUUUUUAAUUUUUCAUCUGUACCACAGUCAAGUUAGCUACCAUUUCCCCAUUCCUUGGGCUUUCUGUAGAUCAGUGGAUGUUAGGUUUAAACUUCUGUUUUCUUUGAUGAAGCUUUCAAUAAAAAAUGAAAAUAAAACCAACCGAGU
Manis pentadactyla (Chinese pangolin) is the source of this 9278-nucleotide messenger RNA. It is a transcript of the gene RBMS3, whose product is annotated as RNA binding motif single stranded interacting protein 3. Gene Ontology annotation, cellular component: nucleus; cytosol; ribonucleoprotein complex. The record is from RefSeq and is a predicted model, not a curated record. The coding region runs from base 910 to 2844 and encodes 644 amino acids. Gene Ontology annotation, molecular function: poly(A) binding; poly(U) RNA binding; mRNA 3'-UTR binding. Lineage: Eukaryota; Metazoa; Chordata; Mammalia; Pholidota; Manidae. The transcript is spliced from 20 exons.